UGAAAUGAAAUGAAUACAAAAUUUGAGAAACCGUCGGCAAAGUAUUUCGUUGGCACGUGUAAAUUUUAAUUUCGGGUUAAAUUUUUUUAAUAAUUAAUCAUGGCCGUUGGUAAAAAUAAGGGUCUUAUUAAAGGAGGCAAAAAGGGAGUUAAGAAGAAGGUUGUUGAUCCUUUCACCAGAAAAGACUGGUAUGAUGUAAAGGCUCCAGCCAUGUUUAGUGUGCGCAAUGUGGGGAAAACUCUUGUUAAUAGAACACAAGGCACAAAAAUUGCUUCAGAAGGAUUGAAAGGUCGAGUUUUUGAAGUAUCCUUAGCUGAUCUUCAAAAUGAUGAGAUUGCAUUUCGCAAGUUUCGUUUAAUAGCUGAAGAAGUACAAGGCCGAAAUGUGUUGACAAAUUUUCAUGGGAUGGAUUUGACAACUGAUAAACUGAGAUCUAUGGUAAAAAAAUGGCAAACAUUAAUUGAAGCCAAUGUGGAUGUGAAGACCACCGAUGGAUACUUGCUGAGAAUGUUUUGCAUUGGGUUCACGAAGAAAUGGGCAAAUCAAGUUAAAAAAACUUGCUAUGCUCAACAUUCACAGAUCAAAAUGAUUAGAAAAAAAAUGACUGAAACAAUGAUCCGAGAAGUAUCAUCUUCGGAUCUUAAAGAAGUGGUCAACAAAUUGAUACCUGACAGCAUUGGUAGGGAUAUAGAAAAGGCUUGCCAAGGCAUCUAUCCACUUCAUGAUGUCAUGAUUAGAAAAGUGAAAGUUCUAAAAAAGCCAAAAUUUGAUGUUGGCAAGCUGAUGGAACUCCAUGGAGAAGGAACUAGUAAAACUUCUGCAGCACCUGCAAAGAUUGGAGAAGAAGGUACUAAAAUAGACAGGCCUGAAGGUUAUGAACCUCCUGUGCUAGAGUCAGUGUAAAUGUUAUGUAAAAAAAGAAAAAAAUAUUAAAAAAUGUUAUCUUUUA
This is a messenger RNA of Argiope bruennichi, 949 nucleotides long. Its product is annotated as 40S ribosomal protein S3a-like. Gene Ontology annotation, molecular function: structural constituent of ribosome. Bases 100 to 903 code for a protein of 267 amino acids. Lineage: Eukaryota; Metazoa; Arthropoda; Arachnida; Araneae; Araneidae. The transcript has 6 exons. The record is from RefSeq and is a predicted model, not a curated record. Gene Ontology annotation, cellular component: cytosol; ribosome. Gene Ontology annotation, biological process: translation.